UACAAAAAUAUUUGGAUGAUACCACGAAGAAUAAAAAAAAAAAAAGAGAAAUAGAGGAACGAAAGAAAAGAAGAAACAUAGAAGAAAGAAGUUGUUUGUAACCCUAACCUCUCAAAAUCCCAUCCUUAGAAUUUGCUAGGGAAAUUCCAGCUCUCCCUAUUACAGAACACAGAUUAAAGAUGAUAGAUUACAAAAUUACAGAAUUACGUGUAGCAUCAAUUCAAGUUACUUGUUGAGGAAAGGAGUUGAAGGAUUUUUUCGAUGAUGCCAAAAAAUUGAAGGUUGGUUUAGGACUAAUUUGACUAUAUAUUGUAAGUUAAUGAGAUUUGGAGUUCGUGUAGCGUUAAAUAUUUGAGUUUGCAAUGAUGAGGAAUUCGAUAACAGAAGCAUCACAUAGCAGCAGAGGAGCUAUUGACUUGAUCUCAGAAGUUAAAGAGUUACAGAGAUUCAAUUCGCAGGAGCUCAGUAAGCUAUUGAAGGACUGUGAAAACUUCUCGCUCUUCCAUAUUACAGCAAAUGGUUUAUCUGUGCAGAUUGACAUGGACAAACUUGUACGACUCCUUCCUUUGCACCUUAUUGCUGUGCUUUUGUCGUCUCAAAGAGAUGAAGCCUCGUUGAGAUAUCUAUUAUCUGGACUCCGGCUAUUAUGUACUUUAUGUGAAAUAGCUUCUCGGCACUCUAAACUUGAGCAGAUUUUGUUCGAUGAUCUAAAGGUGUCAGAACAGCUUCUUGAUUUGGUGUUCCAUUUACUUUUGGUCUGCUGUAAACAGGGAAACAGUUUUUCUGGUGGUAUGCCACUUCUUUACUCGGCUCUUGUAGCUUGCAGUAUGUAUUUACUGACCACUUGCAUCUCAUCACAGUGGAGUGAACUCGCUUAUGUUCUUCAAGCACACCCUAAGGUUGACAUAUUUUUAGAUGCAGCCUUUGGAGCUGUUCGCAUGAGUAUCAACAUCCUUCAGAACAAGCUUUCAGAAGUGGAGAAUGAUUUUCACUCAAAAUCUAGUCUAACUGCUGAAAGAGUAGUUAAUUUCUGUUGCCAGCAAUGUGAGGCUUCUUUGCAGUUUCUCCAGUCAUUAUGCCAGAAUAAGUCUUUUCGAGAACGCAUCCUGAGGAAUAAGGAAUUGUGCGGGAAGGGAGGAGUACUUCAUCUUGUUCAAUCCACCUUGAAGUUGAAUAUCUCACCAUUUCUGAAGGAGCCCCUUGCAGUGGUAGCUGCUGUGUCUAGGCUAAAAGCCCGAGUUCUAUCAAUUCUGUUGCAUCUUUGUGAAGCUGAAAGUGUAUCUUAUCUGGAUGAGGUUGCCAGCAUACCAGAAAGCCUAGAUCUGGCGAAGUCUGUUGCAGUUGAGGUUAUUACAUUGCUGAAGACCAUGCUCAGCAGAGAUCUUAAACUGCUGGAGAAUCACUCAGGGAAAAUAUAUCCAAGGGGGCUUUUACAACUCAAUGCAUUGCGAUUGGCAGAUAUAUUCUCUGAUGAUUCAAAUUUCAGAUCCUAUAUCACAAUUUAUUUCGCUGAAGUGUUGGCAGCUAUCUUGUUAAUUCCUUACCAACAAUUUCUGUCUAGUUGGUGUUCAUCUGAUUUACCUCUGAAGGAAGUAGAUGCUUCAUUGGAAUACGAUCCAUUUACUAUGGCUGGAUGGAUCUUGGAUUCAUCUCCAAUGCUAGAUAUUGUGAGUUCAAAAACAUGCGAAUCCAACUUUAAUCCAACCAACAAUGCCCAAGCUUCUUAUGCCCAUCAGAGAACCUCUCUAUUGGUUAAAGUGAUUGCUAAUCUUCAUUGUUUUGUGCCUAACAUUUGCAAAGAGCAGGAGAGGAACUUUUUUCUUCACAAGUUUCUUGAACGUCUGAAAAUGGAUUGGCAAGACCAACAGGCUGGGUUUUCAUUCAGCUCUGCACCUCAAAAAGCUGUCACCAUUUGCAAGAAUCUCCGUUCAUUGUUGGGUCAUGCAGAAUCCUUAAUUCCCACUUUUCUUAAUGAGGAAGAUGUACAGUUGUUAAGUGGGUCUGCCUGCUGUGCUUGUGUGAGUUUGGGUGGAAUAUAGUAGCAGUUGCUACUUCACUUUAAAACAUGGAAAACAUUUCGGUAAUGGUGGACAGCUUGUAUAAUUAUUUAGAUACAUUAUCAUUUGUCAGAUUAGUUUUCCCUUACUGUAGUGAAAUUUAGUCACUUUUUAUUAUGUUGAAUUUUUAUUUGGAAUUGUACAGCUAGAUACACACCUAUAGUAUUAUAUAUUCAAAUACACUACAGCUAUUUUAUUAAUUCUGCCUGAUUUGUGUUUCAGAUGUCAUGUAAUAUCAAAGAAUAAAUAACCUUUAGUUGGAGAUUCAAAAUAAGCCUUUUUGGUUUUGCAUUUUACUUGUCAUUAGCGAAAAGAAUUAAGUUCAUAUUGUGGUUAUACUGCAUUGCACCAAACUGUUCUUUGCGGCGUGGUUUGUCUCAUCAUAUGGGGGGAGUUUGGUUAGAGAAAAUGAUUUGCUUUGGGUACCAAAACGCACCAAACUGGACUGCCAUCAGCCCUAACUACUAAAAGACAAUAGUUUCAAAGAAUAGUCUUGCAUAAUGAAGACAAGUCUGGAGGGGUCUUGCUCUAGAUUGGCUCUUCAGGGUUAACAAUUAU
Molecule: messenger RNA, 2615 nt
Organism: Beta vulgaris subsp. vulgaris (sugar beet)
Lineage: Eukaryota; Viridiplantae; Streptophyta; Magnoliopsida; Caryophyllales; Amaranthaceae
Product: nodulin homeobox
Exons: 14
Coding region: 363-2039 (558 amino acids)
Biological process (GO): flower development
Molecular function (GO): single-stranded DNA binding
Source: RefSeq, a predicted model, not a curated record